Messenger RNA from Cervus elaphus (red deer), 963 nucleotides. RefSeq names its product DnaJ heat shock protein family (Hsp40) member B8 (gene DNAJB8). NCBI's taxonomy places the organism in Eukaryota, Metazoa, Chordata, Mammalia, Artiodactyla, Cervidae. The transcript has a single exon. The record is from RefSeq and is a predicted model, not a curated record. Gene Ontology annotation, cellular component: endoplasmic reticulum membrane; cytosol. Gene Ontology annotation, molecular function: Hsp70 protein binding; ATPase activator activity. Bases 226 to 921 code for a protein of 231 amino acids. Gene Ontology annotation, biological process: protein refolding; positive regulation of proteasomal ubiquitin-dependent protein catabolic process.
CCCCAGCGGCACUGCCCUCCCCUCCCCCCGCCCCUCUAGCGGAGGCGUCCACCCGUCCCCCGCGCUGGUACUAUGAAAGGGUAGUCGGCCGGGCAGAGCCGCCCCGGAGCCCCAGAGUCCAGCCAGGGCCCCGCCGAGCGACCCGCACUGCCACUGGUGCCCCCACCCACCGGCCACCCGGGCCCCGGGCCCGCGUCUCCCCGCCGCCGCGCCCCGGCCCUCGGCAUGGCUAACUACUACGAAGUGCUGGGGGUGCAGGCCAGCGCCUCCCCGGAGGACAUCAAGAAGGCCUACCGCAAGCUGGCCCUGCGCUGGCACCCCGACAAGAACCCCGACAACAAGGAGGAGGCCGAGAAGAAGUUCAAGCAGGUGUCCGAGGCCUACGAGGUCCUGUCCGACUCCAAGAAGCGCUCGCUGUAUGACCGCGCGGGCUGCGAUGGCUGGCGGCCGGGCGGGGCCGGCUCCCCGCACGGCGGCCCCUUCGGCGGCGGCUACACCUUCCGCAACCCGGAGGACAUCUUCCGCGAGUUCUUCGGCGGCCUGGACCCGUUCUCCUUCGACUUCUGGGAUGCGCCCUUCGGCAGUGAGCGCGGGGCCCGGGGUCACGGGCUUCGCGGGGCCUUCUCUGCCGGCUUCGGCGAGUUCCCCGCCUUCAUGGAGGCCUUCUCCGCCUUUGACAGCCUGGGCCGCGGGGGCGCCGGCCGGACCACCUUCUCGUCCACGUCCUUCGGCGGCUCCGGCUCGGGCGGCUCCGGCUUCAAAUCGGUGAUGUCGUCCACCGAGAUUGUCAACGGCCACAAGGUCACCACCAAGCGCAUUGUGGAGAACGGGCAGGAGCGCGUGGAGGUGGAGGAGGACGGGCAGCUCAAGUCGGUGACCAUCAACGGCAAGGAGCAGCUCAAGCGGGUGGAUAGCAAGUAGGCGCCGCCCGCGCCCGCCGCCGGCGGUGCUCAAUAAACAUGC